This is a messenger RNA of Punica granatum (pomegranate), 330 nucleotides long. The record is from RefSeq and is a predicted model, not a curated record. NCBI's taxonomy places the organism in Eukaryota, Viridiplantae, Streptophyta, Magnoliopsida, Myrtales, Lythraceae.
AUGGAUGGGUUCGGCUCGGCCGAGAGGCCGUACGGUUAUGGCGGCGACCGGAGGAUGGAGAUAGUGAGCGGCAAAAGCGCUGGCCGGCCCCCUCAUUACCCGCUCGAUCCGCCCCCCGGUCCGACCCGGGCUACUUGGCCUGGCCAGGGCUCGGGCGUUGCGGCGGCGGCGGCGGCCAAGCCGUGGGGGUUCACGGACCCGGAGAUGAAGAGGAAGAAGAGGAUCGCGAGGUACAAGGCGUAUGGCGUGGAAGGGAGGCUGAAGGCGUCGCUGAGGAGAGGGAUCAGGUGGAUCAAGGACAAGUGCUCCCAGAUCGUGCACGGUUACUGA